This is a messenger RNA of Arachis ipaensis, 1132 nucleotides long. RefSeq names its product zinc finger protein WIP6-like. The record is from RefSeq and is a predicted model, not a curated record. Gene Ontology annotation, biological process: anatomical structure development; regulation of gene expression. Gene Ontology annotation, cellular component: nucleus. Lineage: Eukaryota; Viridiplantae; Streptophyta; Magnoliopsida; Fabales; Fabaceae. Gene Ontology annotation, molecular function: DNA-binding transcription factor activity.
AACCUAUAUGUACAACCACAUCAAACCAUUUAGCAUAGCAUACAAUAAUACUACAGCUUCUCUCUCUCUGUGUCUCUCAACAUGCAAACUCAUCAUCACUCUUUCUCAUCCUACAUAUCCUCUUGUGGGAGUAGUAGUACUACUAGUCCCUUCUUGGACAAUCCCGAAGAUGCCGAUGUUGUGCUUCUUGAUGACGAAGAAGCCUCCAUUUCCCUUUCUCUUGGGCCUCCCGGCCAACAUCACAACCCCAAGAUCUCUACAACUUCACCACUACUACUGCAACAUAACCCUAACUGUGAUGAUGACCAGAGUGGUGUAACCGUUGCUCUACACAUUGGCCUUCCUUCCACAACAACAACAACUGCACCCAACACCACCACCACCAUCAGCACCACAACAAGUAAAACUGAUAGCCUUCAGGGUCAGUACUGGAUCCCUUCCCCUGCACAAAUCCUCAUUGGUCCCACUCAGUUCUCUUGCACUGUCUGCAACAAAAUGUUCAAUCGUUUCAACAACAUGCAGAUGCAUAUGUGGGGACAUGGGUCACAAUAUAGGAAAGGACCAGAAUCAUUAAGAGGAGCAAAGCCAGCAUCUUCAAUGCUGAGGCUACCAUGCUAUUGUUGCGCGGAAGGUUGCAAGAACAACAUAGAGCACCCAAGAUCAAGGCCUCUCAAGGAUUUCAGGACACUGCAGACUCACUACAAGAGAAAGCAUGGCGCCAAGCCCUUCGGCUGCCGCAAGUGCGGUAAGCCCUUCGCCGUCCGAGGAGAUUGGAGGACGCACGAGAAGAAUUGCGGCAAACUUUGGUUUUGCAUAUGUGGCUCCGAUUUCAAGCACAAGAGAUCCCUCAAGGACCAUGUCCGCGCUUUCGGCGACGGCCAUGCUCCUCAUACUGUGGAGAGCUGUGACCAGUUCGUCGAUGAAGAAGAAGAUGAUUAUGAACUUGAUGAUGACGACGACCUAGACUUAGAAGAUAAUAACAACAAUAAUAGUAACGGCAAUCAAGGUGUUUUCAGUUUCAAUUAAUUAAAAUACAUGUGGGUGUAGCGUGUGAGUUUAUCCUUUAAAGUUUAAACUAAAUGUCUCAAAGUUUGAAUUCAAUCUUAUUUUUGGUUUCAAAAUAAUUCUAUUU